AUGCAAUUUAAAUUAGUUAAUGGGUCUUUAGUUAGUAGAUCUUUAGGUAUUAAAUUUUUAAUUAAAACAUUAGGUAGAGGAUUUUUGGUCAAUAGAACAUCAGUUAGGAAUAAUAUUUCAAGUUAUGAUUCAUCUUCUGAAAGAAGAAUAUUUAAUACAAAUUAUACUAAUAAUAACAAGAGACAAGUAAUAGACAAAUUAAUAGAGGAUUUUGAACUAAUUGAUCUUAUCUUACAAAGUUCACAAACAUUAAGUAUUGCAAACUCUAUUGACCUUAUAACAGAAAUCCAGUUUCUAAUUAAUCAUUUUUCUAUAACCAACCUAAUACUUGCAAAUAAUUAUAUUGAAGCUGACCAUAAUGUUGAAACUAAUGUAAUGACCAAUGAUAUAAAAAUAAUCAAUAUUAUACUCAAUCAUGAUUGUAAUGAAGAUGAUGAAGUUGAAACCAAAGUUUGUGUUUUUUACAAAGAAAUUAUUACAAAUAUUAAUAUAAUUCUUCAGUUUAUUGAUAAAAAAGAUGGAUUUAAGGUGAAUGGGUCUUUUAUUAAAAAAUUAGAUAGUUUUAAAAAAGAUGUUGUAAGAGAUAAUAUUGUACUACAAGGCAAACAACUCUAG
Molecule: messenger RNA, 615 nt
Organism: Cetraspora pellucida
Lineage: Eukaryota; Fungi; Glomeromycota; Glomeromycetes; Diversisporales; Gigasporaceae
Source: the annotation of a GenBank genome assembly